Molecule: messenger RNA, 2581 nt
Organism: Chelonoidis abingdonii (Abingdon island giant tortoise)
Lineage: Eukaryota; Metazoa; Chordata; Testudines; Testudinidae
Gene: PPP2R3C
Product: protein phosphatase 2 regulatory subunit B''gamma
Biological process (GO): regulation of dephosphorylation; B cell homeostasis; cortical cytoskeleton organization
Cellular component (GO): centrosome; spindle
Source: RefSeq, a predicted model, not a curated record
AUACUGCGUGGGGAUGGAGUGGAGCCCCCUUAGUUCUACCCAAAAGAAAUACAAGUGUAAUGUACAGCAAUAAUUUCUCUUCAGUGAAUGGUCUGAAGAGAGAGGGAGAAAUAGUCCUAGCCCAAAAGACAAGUGGGGGUUGAAGCCAAAUUUUUCAAGAUAGUUAAUCUAUAAUUUCUACAAAUAGUAAAUGCAAAAAUUAUAGAUUAAAUUAAUAUAGGUAUGUUUUAGCAACCGCUAAGCUUUCGUUAGUCUUUAGUUAGGUAUGUGCAGAAAGUUAUGCUCAAUGCAAAUGUAGAAUGUGCACUCUUCCUGAGAGGGGGAGAAACUACAGGAACCUUGACUUUCACAUUAUGAUGAAACAAACAGAAUCUUUCUUCCAAGGGUUUGUGGUAGUAUGCUGGGAUCGUAGUCCUGAAAUCCUAAGGAACUUGUACAUCUGCAGGGACAUUGUGGGAACCUGCACCUACUUUGCCUCAUCCAAUAGUAGUGCUACUCUUGAGGGAGUCAUGUUGCCACAGAGACCUCCCUUUAUGAAUGCACAUUAACACUCUGAGGUGACUUAGUGAUUGUAGCAGAAUUACAUUUAAAAAAAUAGCACCAGAGAACUUACUGCUCCCUGCCUUUUCCAGCCACAGCCCUGCCCUCUACUCAAAGCUUUCCGAGCACAUGGUGCUAGCAGACAGGGUCUUCUGCAAGCCUUUGGGGAGCAGACAAACAUGAUCUAAAAAAAGUGAACAAGAGCUAAAGGAUGAAGAAAUGGAGUUGUUUACAAAAUACUACAUGGAAUGGAAAGGAGGAAGAAAAAGCGUUAAUACAUCCUACAUGAAUAUACCACGGUUUUAUUACAGGCUACCGGCUGAGGAUGAAGUCUUGCUGCAGAAAUUAAGAGAAGAAUCUAGAGCAGUCUUUCUACAGAGAAAAAGUAGAGAGCUGUUAGAUAAUGAAGAGCUGCAGAAUUUGUGGUUUCUGCUGGACAAACAUCAGACACCACCUCUGAUUGGGGAGGAAGCAAUGAUCAAUUAUGAGAGCUUCUUGAAAGUUGGUGAGAAAGCUGGACCCAAAUGCAAGCAGUUCUUCACAGCGAAAGUUUUUGCUAAAUUACUCCACAAUGAUCCCUAUGGAAGGAUAUCUAUCAUGCAGUUCUUCAAUUAUGUGAUGAGAAAAGUAUGGCUUCACCAGACAAGAAUAGGCCUCAGUUUAUAUGAUGUGGCAGGACAGGGUUACCUCAGAGAAUCGGAUUUAGAAAAUUAUAUUUUGGAACUUAUCCCUACUUUGCCACAGUUGGAUGGUUUAGAAAAAUCAUUUUACUCGUUCUAUGUCUGCACUGCUGUUAGAAAGUUCUUCUUCUUUUUAGACCCUCUGAGAACAGGCAAGAUAAAGAUACAAGAUAUUUUAGCUUGCAGCUUUCUGGAUGACUUAUUGGAGUUAAGGGAUGAAGAACUUUCUAAAGAAAGUCAAGAAACAAAUUGGUUUUCUGCUCCAUCUGCAUUGAGGGUUUAUGGCCAGUAUUUAAAUCUUGACAAAGAUCACAAUGGUAUGCUCAGCAAAGAGGAACUGUCCCGCUAUGGAACAGGGACUCUGACCAACAUAUUUUUAGAUCGUGUCUUCCAGGAAUGCCUGACUUAUGAUGGAGAAAUGGACUAUAAGACCUACCUGGACUUUGUGCUUGCAUUAGAAAACAGAAAGGAACCUGCAGCUCUACAAUAUAUUUUCAAACUGCUUGAUAUAGAGAACAAAGGAUACCUGAAUAUUUUUUCCCUGAAUUAUUUCUUUAGGGCUAUUCAGGAACAAAUGAAAAUCCAUGGACAAGAACCAGUUUCUUUUCAAGAUGUCAAGGAUGAAAUCUUUGAUAUGGUGAAGCCUAAGGAUCCGUACAAGAUCUCCCUUCAAGACUUAAUCAACAGUAGCCAAGGAGACACUGUUACCAGCAUUCUAAUUGAUCUGAAUGGCUUCUGGACCUAUGAGAACAGAGAGGUUCUUGUAGCAAGUGAUAAUGACAAUACUACAGAUAUUGACGACACAUAACAGGAAUACACUGUACUCAUAGAAAUGUGCCUAAAUAUGCACAAACUCUGAAGCUGCAGGCCUAUCCAUUAUACAAAUAAGACACUUCCAUCUUCCCCCAGAUGUGUGGUGUUAAAACUUUGUAUAGGGAUUGUCAAAUUUACAAAUGGUGAAGCCAAAAUCACUACAGUGCUAUUUAAGAGGCAACAGUGGUUUGAUUUUAGUAAGCUGAAGAGAUUGUUUGGAAUCUUUUUUCAACCUACAGUAGCAAGUAACAUUUUUUCAACAUUUUGUUCUAGGACAUAUAUUAAAACCUGCAGGAUAGUAAGGAUGGGAUUUCCAAAAAUAUCCAGUGUUGGCCUGUUUCUGCUACUGCUGAAGCCAGUAGGAAUCUUGGGAUUGAUCUAACACCACUGUAUUUGAUGUCAGUUUUUAAACCUGUCAUAUGUAGUGUUCACUAGCAACUAAGUGUUAAGCAUGUUAUGUAUGCAGUAUGAACUGUUUCCUCCCCCUGCAUUGUUCAACUAUAGAUGAAGGUUUUGUAUAAAUAAAAAUUUGAAUUAUUUUAGUAGGA